Molecule: messenger RNA, 1934 nt
Organism: Drosophila sulfurigaster albostrigata
Lineage: Eukaryota; Metazoa; Arthropoda; Insecta; Diptera; Drosophilidae
Product: lateral signaling target protein 2 homolog
Exons: 1
Coding region: 195-1889 (564 amino acids)
Source: RefSeq, a predicted model, not a curated record
UAAUCAAAGUAAAUUGAUUAGGAAAUGUUUGUACAACGAAAAGUAGUUGUGAAGCGGGAAGGAAACAGGAAAUGUUAAGAAAUAAUUGAUUGUUAUUUUGCGGGGCGGGAAAUUAACACUUUUUAAAGAUAUCCGACCAAGGCAGGGGGAAUUACAGAACUGAACUUUUGGUUGCGGGCGGAGUGACAAACGUAAUGGGUGGCAGUCUGGCCGAACUGCAGAUCGUAUUAGCCAACAAUAGAGAAGAGGGACCCCAACAGACAAUAGCGAGAAUUGUUGCCAAACACCACAACCACAACAGCAAACACAGGAAGCAGCAGCUGGAAGUGCUCGAGUUCGAGUGGACAAUGCACGAGAAACUGCUGGAGGAGACACGCAAAGACACAAAGACUGACAAAGUGCAGCUCCUGGGACACGCCAAGGAGAAGCCCAAAGAGAAGCCGCCACACAAGCAAUCGAAACUCGCCGAGCGACUGCGUCGAUCCUUUCGCCAUCGCGAGCGCAGUCCGCUGGAGUUGAAGCGCGAGGACAGCCAAGACAAUAAGAAACGACCAGCUGUGGUCGUCGCCAGUCAGGUGCAGUUGCCUGGCCUGGGAUUGGGAUUGGGAGGAGUUGGAGGUGGAGGACACAUUAAUACGGCGUUGCUGCUCGACAGUCCCGACGAGUGCACGCCGCCCGAGUUUGCCUACGAGCAUCUGAGCAGCGUUGCCACCAACACGAACUCGAGCAGCUCGCUCGAGAGCAGCAGCUGCUACGAUCUCGGGUCGCAGUCGAACAUCUAUUAUUGGUCCUGUCAGCAGAGCUUCGAGAUGGGCGGCGAGCUGAGCAGCGAGCUGCCCGAGCAGCUGCUCAAGCGACGCAACGAAGCGCCCGCUAACUCUGCCACACUGACUCAAAGCAGUAUUCCAACAGCAGCAGCAGCCCCAACAGUUGCUGCAGCUUCCUCCACAUCAGCAGCAGCAGCUGCUGCUCCUGCGACAGCCAGUCGCAGCUGCAGCUUGACCAGCGAGAGCAGCUCGGUGCGCAUCACGCGGCUGCAGAACUUUCUGUUCAAGAGCAGCAACGAGAGCACACGCAGCUUUCAGGGACACUCGAACGAUGGCUUCACUGCCUCGUCGUACAACUCCUCGUCGGGGGAAUGGGAACAACUCGGCACGCAUGUUGUUUCGCACGAUUUGAACACUUCUUCGUUUCCCGAGGAGACGGCCAACUAUGACACAGAUGUGGAUGGCACGCUGCCCGUGGAGAGCAGCGAUGCUGGAGCAUAUUAUCAGUACACGCUGACGUCGCCCAACAAUCCGUUUCUGCCCGAGAUUACAGCACGCACCUAUCACAGCACCUACGAGCAGGAUGAUCUCCAAGAGCAGCCCGAGGAACUGCAGCGUUCCGCUCAAAUGCCGACGCCCAGCUAUAGUCGAGCCGGCUCACAGGAGUCCACGUACAGCGAGGCAGGACCACAAGGACCCACGCCCAGUCCGGCGUCGAGUUCGUCGUCAACGCCUGGGCGACACAGGCGCAAGCUCUUCAGCUUGAACUCGCCCACGCGGCUGCUGCAGCACAAGGAGCACAAUUCAGCAGGACAACAGCAAACACAUUCCCAUCAACAUCCUCUUCAUCAUCAUCAACAGCAACAGCAUCAGCUGCAUUCGCAACAACGUGUUGCGAUGUCCAGUUCACCCACGACGGACAGUCUCAGCUCCACGGUGCUGGUGCACACUCUGAAUCCAUUUCUGCCCACGGCCACUUCGCCCAUCGCCGUGCCCGCAGAUCUGAGGACCAAACGUGAUGAGUUUCUACGUGCUACCAUGAAAAUCUGUCUAGUUGUCUCGCCACCCACGAGCAAACUUCAAGUAAGUAGUUGCCUGCAGUUCCCAUCUGUGUUACACUAAGAGAAAAAGUGAUCUGCAUUCUGGAAUGCAUUUGAAAGUCAAGUU